Williopsis jadinii is the source of this 1110-nucleotide messenger RNA. RefSeq names its product zinc-dependent alcohol dehydrogenase. Bases 1 to 1110 code for a protein of 369 amino acids. The transcript has a single exon. NCBI's taxonomy places the organism in Eukaryota, Fungi, Ascomycota, Saccharomycetes, Phaffomycetales, Wickerhamomycetaceae. Gene Ontology annotation, molecular function: zinc ion binding; oxidoreductase activity. The record is from RefSeq and is a predicted model, not a curated record.
AUGCUUAGAACAAACUUGAGAACUUUCACUAGACCACAAUUCAUCAGAGGUCUUGCAUCCGCACCAACUAUUCCAAAGAGCCAAAAGGCCAUCAUCUUCUAUGAGAAUGGUGGUGAAUUGCAAUACAAGGACAUUCCAGUCCCAGAGCCAAAGCCAAACGAGAUCUUGGUCAAUGUCAAGUACUCAGGUGUCUGUCACACCGAUUUGCACGCUUGGAAGGGUGAUUGGCCAUUGGCAACCAAGUUGCCAUUGGUUGGUGGUCACGAAGGUGCUGGUAUCGUUGUUGCUAAGGGUUCCGAAGUCAAGAACUUUGAGAUUGGUGACUACGCCGGUAUCAAGUGGUUGAACGGUUCUUGUAUGUCCUGUGAGUACUGUGAGAAGGGAUUCGAAUCAAACUGUCCUCAUGCUGAUUUGUCCGGUUACACUCACGAUGGUUCCUUCCAGCAAUAUGCCACUGCUGAUGCAGUUCAAGCUGCCAAGAUCCCACAGGGUACUGACUUGGCUGAUGUCUCACCAAUCUUGUGUGCUGGUGUUACCGUGUACAAGGCAUUGAAAUCAGCACAUUUGGAGCCAGGCCAAUGGGUUGCAAUUUCUGGUGCCGCUGGUGGUUUGGGUUCUCUUGCUGUUCAGUACGCUAAAGCCAUGGGUCUUAGAGUUCUUGGUAUCGACGGUGGUGCUGAGAAGGAGAAGCUCUUCAAGUCACUUGGUGGAGAAGUCUUCAUCGAUUUCACAAAGGAGAAGAACAUCGUUGAAGCUAUCCAGAACGCCACAAACGGUGGCCCACACGGUGUUAUCAACGUCUCUGUUGCACCAGCUGCCAUUUCCCAGUCCACUGAGUAUGUUAGACCAACAGGUAAAGUUGUUCUUGUCGGUUUGCCAGCAGAUGCCGUUUGUAAGUCUGAAGUUUUCUCCCACGUUGUCAAAUCCAUUUCCAUCAUUGGUUCUUACGUCGGUAACAGAGCUGACACACGUGAAGCCAUUGACUUCUUCUCAAGAGGCUUGGUCAAGUCUCCAAUCAAGGUUGUUGGGUUGUCUGAGUUACCUAAGGUUUACGAGUUGAUGGAACAAGGUAAGAUCUUGGGUCGUUACGUUGUCGAUACUUCCAAGUAA